GAAGAUCAACAUUUACCAUGCUGAGAUUCGGGCAGCACCUCAUCAAGCCCUCUGUGGUCUUCCUGAAGACUGAGCUGUCCUUUGCCCUGGUGAACCGGAGGCCGGUGGUCCCAGGACAUGUCCUUGUUUGUCCUCUGCGGCCGGUGGAGCGUUUCCGUGACUUGUGUCCUGAGGAAGUGGCGGAUUUAUUUUGUGUGGCACAAAGGGUUGGCAAUGUGGUGGAGAAACACUUCUGCGGCACCUCACUCACCAUUUCAGUUCAGGAUGGUCCUGAAGCUGGACAGACGGUGAAGCAUGUUCAUGUCCAUGUGCUUCCAAGGAGGAGCGGAGACUUCAGCAGGAAUGACGAUGUCUACGAGGAGUUGCAGAGACACGACAAAGAGGAUUCCCCUGACAAGUGGAGGACAGAAGAAGAAAUGGCAGCUGAAGCAGCAAUUCUGAAGAAGUAUUUUCAGGAAAAUUAGAGGGGCUGACACAACAAACAGGGGGAUUACCCUCAGGACCCUGCUCAAAAACAGCAGGUCAUUGGAAGAAUUUCCCUUGGCUCCAGUGGGGUUCCAAUCACAUUCUAAGCUUUCAGAUCAGGACUUGUUAUCUUUCUUUUUAGCCUUAGAAAAUACCUAGCAGAAAUGAAAAACAUCCAUCCAGGUAAAGUUUUUUAAAUAGAGUGUCCUUAAAGUAUGCUAAAGCUUUCCAGAGAGUCACACACUUUAACAUCCUCCUACCUGACUGCACUAUCUUCCACUUGGCUAUGGACUCUAAUGGCACAUAUUUGUCACACCUUGUUACAGCCUUGGUCAAUAGGAUAAUAGAAUAAUCAAUCAUCUAUAUGUUAGUGUGAGACAUAAUAAAUAAAGUGCAUAAUAGUCAAACAGGUCUUCACCAAGGAAAAGUUGAACAGCUACAGUGGUUGUCAAUGGUAAACUGCCUAUGAUAAGUAUGCAAACAUUGACCCCAAGUGUUACGCUGAGAACAUGGAAAUUAAAAUCAUCUAUCUUACUCGAUUCAAA
This is a messenger RNA of Pezoporus flaviventris, 1010 nucleotides long. It is a transcript of the gene FHIT, whose product is annotated as fragile histidine triad diadenosine triphosphatase. Lineage: Eukaryota; Metazoa; Chordata; Aves; Psittaciformes; Psittacidae. The record is from RefSeq and is a predicted model, not a curated record. The transcript has 6 exons. Gene Ontology annotation, cellular component: nucleus; plasma membrane; cytoplasm. Gene Ontology annotation, molecular function: bis(5'-adenosyl)-triphosphatase activity; ubiquitin protein ligase binding. Bases 18 to 464 code for a protein of 148 amino acids. Gene Ontology annotation, biological process: negative regulation of proteasomal ubiquitin-dependent protein catabolic process; intrinsic apoptotic signaling pathway by p53 class mediator; purine nucleotide metabolic process.